Messenger RNA from Polyodon spathula (Mississippi paddlefish), 4536 nucleotides. Its product is annotated as C1GALT1-specific chaperone 1-like. The transcript has 2 exons. Gene Ontology annotation, molecular function: N-acetylgalactosaminide beta-1,3-galactosyltransferase activity. Lineage: Eukaryota; Metazoa; Chordata; Actinopteri; Acipenseriformes; Polyodontidae. The record is from RefSeq and is a predicted model, not a curated record. Bases 1060 to 2010 code for a protein of 316 amino acids.
AGUAAUAAACUAAAAAAGGGGAAAAUGUGACAAGUGGUUCAAGAUGAUGUCUUUUAAAAAAAGAUGAAGAGUCUAUAAAACUGGAGUAGCCUACCGAACAGGACCGGCGGAAGCAUGAACGGUGGGGGGGGGGCUCAUUUUGGAAAAGACAAAUCAAUUAGCUCGUAUUCUCUACUAUUUUAAUUCACUGUGAUGACAAUAAACAAAUAAAUCAUACGACAGCGCAUUAUUAUGAACGAUCCGCACAGCACGAAUUACCGCAGCUCUUUCCUGAAAAGUUUAUUUUUCUUUUAAAUUAUUAUUAUUACCGCAUUAGCAACAACACUUGAAACGAGAACAAUCAUACAGUGAGCAGGUCCUCUAUACAGAUUGCAAUAAACAGAUUCCCACGUACACCAAAGGUAACGAAUGCUCAUAUAAUGCUUACUUUCAGACUAUUCAAUACUGAAUAUCAAAAGCAGAUGCUCUUGUAAACAAUCCGACAUUUUCAAUAGCGCUAAUAAACGUAUUGAUAAACAAUAUCACAUUUGCCAAUUUAUCAAGAGUAGCCGACUGAGCUGGUGGCGUACAAUAAUUCGGUAAGAGUGAGAACAGAUUUGUAUUUAUUUAUUUUUUUUUAUAUCGUGUAUGUUAUUUGUCCUUUUAUACUUCAAACAAAUAUGUUACAAAAUUGCGAAAAGCGGGCGAACUGUAUUGGAAAGUGUAUCCACUAAUAUAUGUAUAGAUAUACAUUGCGGGCUAGCUGCUUUCUGCAUUUUACUGUAACAAGCCAGCUCCUAAUUAGUCGGUUAGAGAUAACUAAACCAUCGUCCCGACAAGCUUUCAGCACGCCCAGAUCAACCACAGCCGUGCAACCAUGCAACCUUAUCAGCCAAAUUAAUUCAGCAAACUGUCCCGUACCGCUGAGCCCCAAGUGAGGUCACUUCCGACUCAGCGAUUAAAGGUUCCAGCCGUCACGUCAUGAACAAGGAAACAGGAACAGCAAGAAGGCUUACUGUCGCUAGCAACUGAGCUGAAUUGAGGGUUUCUUUUAAUCAACUGAAAAUAAAAGACUCGAAGAUGAUUUCAGAAGGCAGCUCCUUCAUAAAGGGGAUGUUGCUGGGGGGAAUCUUCUGCGCAGCAGUAACCCUGUUAGGGGAUUUCAACAAGGGGCAUCAGUCAACCACAGACCACCAUCACCACCACAUCCAGGCGCCAAGCGAGGAGGAACUGCUAAAGCUUCCCGAGCCCAAGAGGUUAGAGCUGAGCCAGCACAUCCGCGUGUACUGCGCCAUCCUCGUGCAGCCCAGAGAGCUCUCCUACUGGGCAGCUGUGGUGGAUACCUGGAGCAAGCACUGUGACAAGGCGGAGUUCUACACCUCCGAAGACGUCAAGGUGUUCCGCGCUGUCAGCCUUGACACCAAAGACCAGUGGCUCAUGCUGAGGAACGCUCUGAAACAUGCAUACGCCAACGGCAAGGGCUACAGCUGGUACUUUGUGGCACUCCCCUCCACGUUUGCGAUUAUCGAGAACCUGAAAUACUUCCUUUUGAAUAAGGACCCCAGCCAGCCCUUCUACAUCGGACACACUGUUAAAUCGGGGGAGCUGGAGUACGCUGAGCUUGAGGGCGGUGUGGUGCUGAGCGUUGAAGCCCUCAGGAGGCUGGUGGGGGUGUUCAGCGACGAUAUCAAGUGCCCCGAACAGGGCCGCGCUCUUUGGAAACUGACUGAGGAAAAGGAGCUGGCUGUGUGUCUGAAGUACACAGGCGUGUUCGCGGAGAACGCAGAGGACUCGGAAGGAAAGGAGGUUUUCAACACCAAAUCGGUCAGCACUCUUAUUAAAGAGGCACUGGCUAAGAAACCCCAGGAGGUGGUGAACGGCUGCUGCUCUGACGUAGCCAUCACCUUCCACGGCCAGUCUCCGAACCACAUGCAGGUCCUCAUGUACGGGGUCUACAGACUCCGUCCCUACGGGCACACGUUCCACGAUUCCUUGAUAUUUUUGCCUCCAGUUGAUUCCGACAAUGACUAAGCUUGGGCUGCGUCUGCAGCCACACAGAACUGCGCCCCUGUGCAAAACAAAUCUGGAAACUACUUUUAUCUGUUCUCGUUUAUAAGGCAUUGUUCAGUGGUACGAAGGUACAAGGUUUCAACAAUUUCAAUAUUUCAACAGGAGAUGUCAGCCUUCUGUCACACAUUGCAUUCAUGUGCUGGUCAAAGUUACAAUUUUCUUGUUAACGGUGAUGGUGGUUAAAAGCUAACCAGGUGGUUGUUGUAUCAUUAGGGUGUGAGGAAAUCAUUAUCUUUUAUUACGUAGUGCACCGAGCCUGAUUCUCAAGGUGAAACUGAGGUUUGAGACCCUGUGUUUUAUAUACAAGGAAAUAUUACCACAAAUUCAUUUUUAUUUUUGAUUUUGUUCACUCUUUCUGAAUGGCUGCAAUCCUGAUUUCUGGAAGCAUUCAGAAUGAUUGCCAACAUCAUAAAAAGCUAAAGAAAUAUUUGGCUUUUAUAGACGCAAUAUUGGAAUGGGCUUUUGUUGCCACGUGUCCUUGAAGUUAAGAGUCCUCCCUGGAAUUUUACUUUUAUAGAAAACAAUACUCCAAAUUGACUGUCAUGCCACGUGAUGAUGUUUUAUCUCUUUGGUGUACAAUGUAGCACAUUCAUUUACAGUAGAACCUGCCAGGUCUGAUUUACUUGGUUCCAGGGGUCCAUGUAUAUGUGAAAAUAUUGGAUCUGAGAGGGAGUUGUCCUACUACAUUUCAGUUGCUUUGUUAAUGUUGGGACAUUCAUCUAAAAUACCAAAUUACAAUAGUGCACCAGCUCUUUAAGCACCUGAAUGGCUGGUUCCAUAGACACCAAUCGCCACUCUUCACUUCAGAUAACGUGAGCCCAUCUUAGUUUCAUGCUGAUUGGUUGCAGCAAACCAGCUGAAAGCAUAGAGUUGUUUACUAGUUUAGCCUAAUUUAACAGCUGUAUAUUUUGACAUUAAUAACCUAAUAAACCUGGUCAAACAUUUUCUCAAAUUCCAGGCAGGUUUGGUGUAUUAAGUAAUUUUUUUUUUUUUUUUUUUUUUUUUUAAACCCGCAAAGGUUUUGUGUGUGAAUUUGUAAAUACCCGUUUUGCAGUGUUGAGUGCUUUCUGGAUUCGACUGAACAAACAAAACAUGUUGUUCAAACAUGUUGACAAAGCUCAUGUCCUGAGAGCUCACUUAUUUUCUGCCGGUGUAUUGCUGUUUCGUGUUUUCCGCAGUGAAAUGUUUGUGUUACGGAUGCAUUGGUGAAGCCUGUACUAUUGCAUCUGUUCAUCAGUUAUGUUUUUGCCACUUCGGUCGAUAUAAAUAAUAUAUUAAUAUUAAAGGCAUAAAACUGUCACAGUUCAGGAGAAUAAGUAAAUUAUAUUAGUUGGACUCAUGUUCAUUGAGAUCCAUGAUAGAUACGUUUCCAAGAAUGACAAUCCGGCUGUCUUUCUGAUGGCAGAAUGUUUUGCAAAUCGAUUUGGCCUGUAUGUAUAUGCAUGUUUUGCACAGGCUGUGAUUGAUGCAAUAUUCAAAAUGUCAUCAGUUCCCAGUCUGCUGCAGCACCUAAUCUAUUUGAAAGAAAAUAUAUAAGUACAGUAAUCAAAGUACUGCAUUUAAUUUAGGUGAAUUAGUAUGAGAAUUUUUAUUAAAUUUGUAUUUAUCUCUGAAAGUCGUGUAUAGAUGAUUCAAACUAUAUUUGAUACAUUUUCAUAUAUCUAAUUAAGGAAGAAAGAAAGUCAGCAAGUUCCAAAGCCUCAAUUUUGCAGAGAUUAACCACCAAUAAGCUGAGAAAAUGAGUGACAUACUGUAACUUAAAUAAGCAUCUAUAAAUGUACAGUAUAAUGUAGACAGGAAUGUUUGAUUUUAGGUAGUCAUUUUUUGUGACAGUUACAUAUUAAGGACCUUCUUUUAAGUGAUGUUUUUUAACUCUGACGUUGACGUGGGGGCAUUUAUAUUUCUCAAGAACCACCAGCUACAGGUUGUUAUUACACAAAAUACAAUUAAAAGUAUGUUUUUCUGUAUCUGUUAGAAUGUCUUGUUUAAGAUAUGUUAAUGUCUUACUGAGAUUGUUCUCUUGCAAUCUAGAAACAACCGUUCUAAAAUGUAAAAAUCCUGAAAUAAUGUUCAGUAAUGUAGAAAGCUUUGCAAAUGAUAUAUUGAGAUCACCUGCAUUCAUUAUUUGGAAUAACAAAAUAUCAGAUUCUUCGUUUGACAUACUGUGUGUUUGUAUGUAACAAGUGAAAAAAAAAAAAAAAACACAGUGAAGGGACAGCGAAUGUAAAAUGUUUUUAGUGAAGUUGUAAACUUUGCAGUGGAAGUGACAGAAUGUACAGUGAAUUGAAAAGUGUGCUCUCUUGCCAUUCAAGUGGGUUGCACAAAGCUUUCGAACCCUGAAUCUGCUUUUAAUAUGAAGGUAUUUUUGCAUAGCACACAUUUUUUCUACUUGUUUUGGAUAAUUUGUGGUAAAUACAUAAAACCUGAAAUACUGGGAAUAAUUUGGUUUCUUUUCAAUAAAUGUUUGUCUCUCUGGAUUUUUUCAAA